Messenger RNA from Gracilinanus agilis (Agile Gracile Mouse Opossum), 1276 nucleotides. It is a transcript of the gene ELOF1, whose product is annotated as elongation factor 1. The record is from RefSeq and is a predicted model, not a curated record. The transcript has 4 exons. The coding region runs from base 273 to 524 and encodes 83 amino acids. Gene Ontology annotation, cellular component: transcription elongation factor complex. Gene Ontology annotation, biological process: transcription elongation by RNA polymerase II. Lineage: Eukaryota; Metazoa; Chordata; Mammalia; Didelphimorphia; Didelphidae. Gene Ontology annotation, molecular function: RNA polymerase II complex binding.
UCUCAUAUAUACCUGUCUUUCUUUUCCGUGGCUUAUUUUAACCCCCCUCCUUUGCUUAGUGCGUUUUAACUUCUCUGUAGCUGCAGAAAGGGAAAGGUUUUUGCUUCCGCUUUGGAGUCGGAAGUUUGCUGUCUGUCCGGUCGACGCGGCAGCGAUCGAGCUUGUGAGAGCUUGGCGAGGCGUUGUUGCCGGAGCUAAGCUUGGCCCAGCUGAUCUCGGUUCUCCUCUUCUAUCUUUGGAGGAUCACUUGACAGGUCUGACAUUUCAGGAAGAUGGGCCGAAGAAAAUCAAAGAGAAAGCCUCCUCCCAAGAAGAAAAUGACUGGCACAUUGGAGACUCAGUUUACUUGUCCCUUCUGCAAUCACGAAAAGUCUUGUGAUGUAAAGAUGGAUCGAGCACGCAACACUGGUGUUAUAUCCUGUACAGUGUGCUUGGAAGAAUUUCAGACUCCUAUCACAUAUCUGUCAGAACCUGUCGAUGUAUACAGUGACUGGAUAGAUGCCUGUGAAGCAGCCAAUCAGUAGUGACUCUGAGGACCCAGCCUGCUCCUGCCAAGGAUGGCUGUCCUAUUAGGCCCUGAAUAGCUGGAAGGCUUUCCUGAGACCACAAAGGAAGUCACUCCUAAGCUUCAAUUGCCCCCUCCCUGACCCAGGGUCCACCCCCCACCCCCAUUCCUUCUCUCCAGAACAAUGGAAGAAGAAUGGCUCCCUCUGUAGCUCUAGACUGAGCUAGGCCUGUACCUAUUCCUGAAGUUCUUGGAUUGGCAUCUGGAUUCCUUUGAAGGUGGGGAGGGGCAGUGGUUGAAAGCACUAAAGUUAGGCAGCUGCCAUGGGGUCACUGAAGGCUUUGGGCAGAUUUCCCUGUUCCCCAACUCUCUGGAGACCUGACUUGGACCUCUCCCCAGGGGAGGUGCAGAUACUGUGGCCUUACAUCAGUCAGAUGUGGCUGAGUUGUUUCAGAACUCCACCAGGACCUGGUUUCCCAAUGAGCAAACAGCCAGCCAGGUCUGGGGGAAGAGAUGAGCACUGGAGUGGCUCUAGCCACUGGGACUUAGCACUUGAUUGGUUUUAUCCUCUUUUCAUUUUAACUGGAAUCUUUUCCUCCCCUACCUGAAGUGACUUGAUUUCAGGCUGUCUAAAAGUCCCUCCUGUCAGUUACUACAAACAAUACUGAUCUUCCUGAGAAAGAUGGGGGUUUAGUGGGUUGAGGGUUGGGCAGGUGGAGGGAGAGAAACUAUCAGUGUCUCUUUAAUAAACUACUCUCUGAGAGAUCCCAA